AUGGCCGAAGUACAAAUCCAGAACAAUGUUCCGUCGCACCUCCGCACCGUGCCGGGUUCAGUCAACAUCCCACCGGCACGUCUCCCAGCGCCAUCGAAAGGAGUCAAAGUCGAUCCCGACCAGGUUGCGACUGAUUUGGUCGAUGUUUUCAACCGGGCCCUCUCCGAAGGCAACUACCACAAAGUGGCAAGCUUGUUUGGCGACAAUGGCUUCUGGCGUGACCAUCUCGCCCUAUCCUGGCAGCUCCGAACCGUGAACGGCCAUGAGGCUAUCGUGAAGUUCCUGGAGAGAUGCUCGGACUCUAGAGACGGCAUGCGACUGCGCAAGAUCUCAGUUGACAGAAGCUCUCCUGUGCGCGCCCCCAAGGUGUGCGGGCUUGAUGGCGCUGGCGAGGUGCAGGGCAUCCAGUUCUUUUUCCACGCAGAAACAGUCCACGGAUCCGGGGUCGGAAUCGCACGUCUUGCAAUGCAAGGGGAAACGUGGAAGAUCUUUACUUUCUUCACGGCUCUGCAGGAACUGGAUGGCCAUGAGGAGCUUCUUGGCCAUCGGAGACCCAAGGGAGCGGAACACGGUGGUCACCCUGACCGCAAGAACUGGGCAGAGAAACGACUCGAUUCGGCUGCUUAUGCUGACGACCGUGAGCCCACCGUGCUUAUAAUCGGUGCCGGGCAAGGUGGUUUGACCGCAGCUGCGAGACUGAAGAUGCUGGGUGUGGAUUCUCUCAUCAUCGACAAGAAUGCGUCGGUUGGAGACAACUGGCGUCUGCGCUAUCGUCAACUCGUCCUGCAUGAUCCGGUGUGGUACGACCAUAUGCCCUACGUGAAGUUCCCAGCACAUUGGCCCAUCUUCACGCCGAAGGAUAAGCUGGCCGAUUUUUUCGAGUGCUAUGUCAAAAUGCUCGAACUCAAUGUUUGGAAUAGCACGACUAUCUCUCAUUGCGAAUGGAAUGAGCAAAAUGCCACCUGGACCGUGACGCUCUCGCAGCAAAACGCCGAUGGGACCUGCCACGUCAGAACCUUUCACCCGCGCUACAUUAUUCAAGCCACUGGACAUUCCGGCAAGAUGAAGAUGCCCUACAUCCCGGGUAUGGAAACAUUUCAAGGCAAACGGUUGUGCCACUCAUCACAAUUCCCUGGUGCAGAGAAGAAUGGCCAUGGCAAGAAAGCCAUCGUGGUGGGUUCCUGUAACUCGGCCCACGACAUCGCACAGGAUUAUCAAGAAAAGGGCUACGAGAUCACGAUGGUCCAGAGAUCCACCACCUAUGUCGUUUCCUCGGCUGCUAUUACGAAGAUUGGCCUGAAGGGCCUCUACGAAGAGGACGGUCCGCCAGUGGAAGACGCAGAUCUCCUGCUGCACGGCACCCCUACGCCGGUCAUGAAAGCGCUUCAAGCCCACAUCACUUCAAAAGAAGCAGAACAUGAUCGUGAGCUUCUGGAUGGGCUUGAAAGGGCUGGAUUCAGGGUCGACUACGGUCCGGAUGGAGCUGGCUUGUUCCUGAAGUACUUCCAACGGGGUGGCGGUUACUAUAUCAAUGUCGGUGCCUCGGAGAUGAUUGCUGAUGGCAGGAUCAAGGUCAAACAAGGCCAGGAGAUCGUAGAGGUGCUGCCUCGGGGCUUGAGGUUUGCCGAUGGUUCUGAGCUGGAAGGUGACGAGAUCAUCUUCGCCACGGGAUACGACAACAUGCGCUCGCAGACUAGUACUCUUCUGGGCAAGAAGGUCGCCGACAAGGUGUCUGAUGUCUGGGGGUAUAACGAUGAGGGAGAAAUCAGAACCAUGUGGCAGGAUAGUGGCCACCAAGGAUUUUUCUUCCAUGGGGGAAAUCUAGCGACGGCGAGAUACUAUUCUAAAGUGUUGGCCCUCCAGAUUAAAGCCCUUGAGGAAGGCAUCUAUCGGUAUGGCGAAUUCUGA
Molecule: messenger RNA, 1908 nt
Organism: Aspergillus terreus NIH2624
Lineage: Eukaryota; Fungi; Ascomycota; Eurotiomycetes; Eurotiales; Aspergillaceae
Product: flavin-containing monooxygenase
Exons: 2
Coding region: 1-1908 (635 amino acids)
Molecular function (GO): flavin adenine dinucleotide binding; monooxygenase activity
Source: RefSeq, a predicted model, not a curated record